Messenger RNA from Kwoniella shivajii, 801 nucleotides. RefSeq lists its product as uncharacterized. Gene Ontology annotation, cellular component: fungal-type cell wall. Gene Ontology annotation, biological process: fungal-type cell wall polysaccharide metabolic process. Lineage: Eukaryota; Fungi; Basidiomycota; Tremellomycetes; Tremellales; Cryptococcaceae. The coding region runs from base 1 to 801 and encodes 266 amino acids. The transcript has 11 exons. The record is from RefSeq and is a predicted model, not a curated record.
AUGUCUAACGAAUAUAGUCAGAAUCCAGGCAAGGCGGGUAUUAGCUGGCCAACCCAAGAGAAAACAUCAGACCCGGUCGCAAAGUUCUUCCAACCAAGCUCGAAACUGACUUGGCAUUGGAACUGGAGCAAACACUGGACAAGUCCAAUUGUACCUGAAACUUCGAAUGACUUGCAAAUCAAUGCAGAGUUUCUACCUAUGGUCUGGUCGCCUGAUUUGAUUAAUGACGGUUAUCGCCUUCAACCAGGAUGGAAGCUCCUCAUGGGAUUCAACGAGCCUGAUCACCAAGAUGAAAACGUAGGAAGUAACAGAUCACCACAACAAGCUGUUCAAGCAUGGAUUCAAAUGUCAAGAUGGCGCACUGAGCCUGACCAAAAGCUCGUUUCUCCUGGAGUAGCAGGGAACGUUAAUUGGUUGAAGGAGUUCUUUUCACUCAUCCCACCGGAAACGAAACCAUCUUAUAUCAAUGUACAUGUCUAUACAACGACUUUCGAAUCUUUCGUCUCGAUCAUCGAUAGUUACUGGAAAGAAUUUGGACUGCCUAUCAUAGUUACUGAAUUUGCAAUGCAUAGUUUCGAGACAGGUGUUCUUGGGCCGCAGAAUCAACAGCAAGUUCAUGAUUUCAUGGGUCAAACGACUAAAUGGUUGGACGAAACUCCUUACAUCCAUAAAUAUUCAUGGUUUGGUUCGUGUAGAGAUUCGUAUCAUUUACAUGGAGUAAAUGAAUUGAAUAGACUCAUGGAUUCCAAGGGAGAUAUCACACCUUUGGGUUGGCAGUACAUCAACGGCGGGCAUGAUUGA